Letharia columbiana is the source of this 651-nucleotide messenger RNA. RefSeq lists its product as uncharacterized. The coding region runs from base 1 to 651 and encodes 216 amino acids. The transcript has 4 exons. The record is from RefSeq and is a predicted model, not a curated record. NCBI's taxonomy places the organism in Eukaryota, Fungi, Ascomycota, Lecanoromycetes, Lecanorales, Parmeliaceae.
AUGGAAUCUGCGCCUGAGGCAGAAUCCCUAGCCCCUGUGCAUUUACCUCGCAUUACGAUCAGAUUUUGUACUCAAUGCAAAUGGAUGCUUCGUGCGGCAUACUUCGCCCAAGAACUUCUCUCGACGUUCUCCACAUCCCUGGGCGAAGUCUCGCUCAUUCCCGCAAAGGGUGGUGUUUUCACCAUAGAUAUCAUCUAUGCAUCUACACAGUCAAAUCAAGAAGCUCUCAAUGGACAACCUCCUACUACCCAAACGGCUCGACUCUGGGAUCGAAGAGCUGAAGGCGGUUUUCCCGAAGUAAAGAACCUCAAACAGCUGGUCCGCAAUGUUGUGGACCCAGAUCGUGAUCUAGGUCACGUCGAUCGCGAUCACAACGGGCAGAAGCCUGGGUCAGCUUCGGACGAGAAAGAUUCUUCCGUGUCGACCGGCCAGUCUUCGACAGAGAAGGCCGAGGAAAGUAUUCAGCAACAUUGUCGAACAACGUCCUCGACUAACAUCUUCAAGGCGUCAAAUGACGAUCAGGAGCGGACGAUAGCUACAGACGCUGAUGCAGCUGUAGCAAGGGGCGCUGCCGCCGAGGAUAACGGAAAUGAAGAGCAACAAAAGGAGAAAAGCCGUGGGGGAGGGGAGGCUUCUCAAGACUGUAAAUGA